Chironomus riparius is the source of this 6768-nucleotide messenger RNA. The record is from the annotation of a GenBank genome assembly. NCBI's taxonomy places the organism in Eukaryota, Metazoa, Arthropoda, Insecta, Diptera, Chironomidae.
UUCAGAUCAAAAUUUUUCAAUUAAGCACUUUUGGAACCAAAAUUUAAUUUGUUAUAAUGGAUUCAACUUCAAAAACAUCAGUUCAGUUCUCACAUAAAUCAAGUGUCGUCUCAAUCAGCAAUCGAUCAACUACUUCAAGGGGGACUUUGCCAUCUAUAGCAAUUUCAACAGGAACUCGAUCAUCUACAACGAUUUCAAGGAGUACUCGUCCAUCUACAGGAAUAUCAAGUAUAGCUUCUUCUGUAAACGGAGAUCGAUCAGAAAGUAGAAAAUCUAGGAAAAUUGAAAAAACGUUUGCAGUUCCUGUCGAUAUUUUCAACGAUCCAUUGUAUAAUGAAGAUGGUACACGUAAUGAAAGAAUCCCAUUUGAAUUGUUCAUCAUUCGGAAGCAGCAGGAAGAAAGAGAGAAAAAUAGAAAGCAGGUGAAGGUUUCAACGAUUACUCGACGAGACAAUACGGUCUUCAAGGAAGCAAUUAGGAAAUUAAAAAUUGACAGAGCAAGAGAAAAUGUUCACAAAAUGAAAUACAUUAAAGCUCUGGCAAAAUCACGAGCAACUGAUAAAGGCACAAGGAAGGUUGAAGCGAAGAAACUUUUUGAACAAAAAUAUCAAUGUCGGCUUCGAUGCAAGGAAAGAAAUGAAAUUAGAAAAAGAUCAAAAUCUCGAUCACGUUCAAAAUCCAAUGCAAGAAAGGAAAUAGUUAAAGGAAUUUUAAAGUAUAAGAGACCAGUCAUCAAACUACCACCAUUAAAAAUGAGACCUAAGAAGAUGGAAGUGCAAAAUGAAAACGAAACAGAGUGUCAGAAGCAAGACAAAAAGAAGCCUAGAUUUCCAGCGAUAACAAUCCCACCAUUCAAAACUCGUAAAUGGGUACCAGUUAUUAAUCCAAAACCAUCAAAACCAAAAGUUGUUAUCGAGUAUCCUCCAUUAAAAUUAAGAAAGAAACCAUGGAAACCAGCUCAGGAUACAAAGGCACAAAAGAAAAUUUAUAGAACAUUAAAGCUUUUCUAUCCCAUUCCUUUUUCAACACUUGGAAAAACGUGGCAUUCAUUUAAAUUUUUAUCAUCAAAACAACAAAUACUAAGCGGCAAGCUUACACAAUAUUCAAAGAAAUUCAGCUUUAUUAGUAAUGGAAAACAGAGCGCUUUCAUAUCUAUCGUAGCCUUGUCAACUUUUGACUUACAUUCAAUGAAGUCGUGGAAAAGCUUUCUUCUUGAUGAGAUAAUUUCAUAUGGUGACAUAAACUUCCGACGUCAAUUAAAGCAACUGAAGCAUAAGAGCGUAAUUAAGCCAUCAAAUGUCUAUCAUAAAAUUUAUUUGAAAAAUGCAAAAUUUUUGGUGGAAAUUGGUGAGAUGACUGCUAAAGGAAUUUAUGAUGCCGACAAUGUUGCAGAUAUCCAUUUGCACUUCAAAAAUAUUUUUGAAAAAUUUAAAUCAUUGAUAUUUCUGUAUAAUGGACAAAACUAUGCUAUAUGGGAGGAAGAUAACGCAUACUAUAUCUUUAAUGCAGAGGAUACAAAUGAAAAGGGAAAAUUGAUCGAGAAAAAUCGCGGUGGAUGUUGUGUAAUUCGUUCAACAAGCUUGUCGACAAUUGUUGAAUAUCUUAUUGAUACCUUUAGAGUCAUGAAGCAGCUUUAUGAAAUCUUUUCCUUCCGUGUAAAUCAAAAAUUAAUGAUUCAAGAUUUGAAAAGUCCUCCAAAGGAACUCGGUAGAGUUUGUGAGAUAACAAAUGAAAACAUCGAAGCAGUUGAUAAACCUCAAGUCAUAGAUUUAGAUCAUCAAGAGAUUAUAGCACCUAAGACAGGACUUUCAGCAGUUUUAUUUCGUCACAAAAUUGAACCAACAUUUGGAGAUAGCUUUCAAUAUUCAUCAAUUCCAAAUCAUAUGUUCAUAACAUGUGCUAAUUAUCUUAACAGAGGAACCAAAAAUCGUGCAACAUUUAUAUCAUCAGUUGCUGUUGUUAUGCUACAAAUUUGUAAAUCGUCAUUAUGGAUGUCCACAACAAUGGAAAGAAUUUUUAAAAUCGGCAAUGAAGUUUAUUAUGAAAAUGUUGAAAAAGUUUUUACAGAGCGAGAAAGAGAUGAGCUUGAAAGAUUAAAAGCAAUGCACCCAGCUGAAAUGGAACCAGAACCAAUUGAAGAAAAUUCUGAUAUAGAAGACGAAGAUUUUGAUGAUAACGAUGACGAUGAUGAUGAGCCGAAGUCAUUAACCAAAGAACAAAUAAGAGCUAUUAGACGAGAAAGACUAGCAAAGCCUCAUGUAGAAACUAAAAUUAGAGAGGAAGUUCCAAUAACUGAAAUAAAGCCUGCAAUUUCAAUUGGCAAGAUGAAAUAUGAAAUUUCUGUUGAGACAUUAAAUAUUGGAAAGAUUACAUCAAGAAAACGAGAAGAAUUGAAUUUGGAAUGUGGAAUUAUUAGCCUUUUUAAACAGUACGAUUAUGGCUUGAUAAUUGGUCCCGAUGUUGUUGCUGUGUGGCGUGAAAAUAGUCGUUACUUUAUGUUUGAUCCAAAUCAAUGUAAAGCAUAUAGGAGAUUUAAUGAUGAAGAUAUCGAACCGUACAACAGCUGUUUAAAUUGCUUCCAAAAUCUUUCUGAUCUCAUUCAACUUUAUAUUGAGAACUUGCCUAAAAGCAAUCGAAAUGCAAUCUAUAAGAUUUGUAAAAUUGAGUCAAGAGACUACAAAGAAAAGUCUACAGAUUGGCAGAAUUUUAAAUCAGUUGGACAAAACAAGUGGAUCCUUUCAGGAAACAUUUGCGAAUCAUCUGGUGAAUUCGAUGAAGACAACAGAAAUCAUCAAUCAACAUGUAUAUCAAUUACAGCAAUAGCCAAAACACGAGAAAUUGGAAUAUCGUCAUGGACAUCCAAUGAGAUUGAUGAAAUUGUUCGAAUUGGAGAUGAAUUUUAUUCUGUUUGUAUCGAGAAUCUGAAACAAAAGGGAAAAUUUGAAAGCCAAAAUUUGGUAUUAACUGAAAUUGGAACUGAAUUAAAACUAGAAAAUAUCAUCGUCGACUUGAAUUAUGAAGAACGAGUAAUAGAAGGAAUAUCACAUGCGAAUAUGUCGCUAUCAAAUGGAUUAAACAAGUUCUUUAAAAAUGAUGAUUUAGGAAUAAUCAAUUUCGGUCUUAAAGCAUUGGCUGUUCUUAAAUACAACGAUGCAUUCUUCUUGUUCGAUAGCUGUGGACGUGAUGAAUUUGGAAGAAAUUAUAAAACAAUUGAUCCUAUUGAUGCAUGCACAGUCAAAGGUUCUGCUUGCAUGCUUCGUUUUAUUAAGAUUGAAGACCUGUCGAACCACCUGAUAAUGAACUUUGAAGAGCCACAUUUCUCGAUCACAAAAGUCGAAAUUUCUGUAAGAUCAUCGCAAGCACCGUGUCUUUAUAAUUACAAAAUAUUUGGAGAGGAACCUUAUGGUGCAAUCCUUAAAGCAUUCAAUAAUUAUCAUGAAGAUUGUGAAGAAUUCAAAUGUGAAUCAUCGUUAAAAACAAUUUGUAACUUGCUGUCUUGCUUAUGCUAUGCAAAUAUUUUUAAUCCUCGAUUUUGGGCUCCAAAUGAUUUAAAUGAGAUUCUUAAAAUUGGAUGGAAGUUCCUUUGUAAAACUUUUAACUCCACUGAUGACCUGUGGGAAAUACUAAAGCAAGUUGAUGUUUGCUCAUCUAAAUUAAAGCUGGAAGUUUUGGAAGAACAUCAAGGAAUUUUUAUGAUUAAGGAGAGGAUUUUGUCAGGUCUUAGUAAAUUAGAUGAAGUUAUUGAGGAUCACACAGAAAUUUCGGUAAUCAAUAGAUCAAUUGAUGAUCAAUAUAAUGAAGUUGUGAAUAUUCGACGUGAAGACCGUUCAUCAAUGUUCCAAACUCUUAAGUUAGAAGGCAGUAUCGUUUUGGAAAAUGUACUUCAAAGUUUCAUUCAAAACGAUAAGUCAUUUGCCAUUUUAAGCUCAUCAUUGUUCACGAUUGCGAUCUUCAGAAUUGAAAACUUUUAUUACGUGUUUGAUCCUAAAGCAUCAAUGAACGGAAUGCUAAUACGAAAAAGAUUGGAAGACUUUAUUAAUAAUAAUCUGAGGAAAGAACAUGACAUGCUACUUGCUAAACUGAAGGAGUCUAACAACUCUAAACGUGUCUCUAUGGAAGAAAAAAUGGAGGAAUUGAUAUUUGGUCGUAAAGUGAUUUUUGGAGCACCAACAGUUAAGCCAUCUCAAGUGGAAAUUGUAUAUACGUCAAGUUAUGGAGCAGUGAAUAGUGAAGAUCCAAUAAGUAUAAGCGAGAAAGGUUGUGCUUAUGUUUCUUGGUUUUCGUCAAUUGAUCUUUUACAUCUACAUGUUAUUAACAAAAUUCCUGAACGAUUUUUGGAUGAGCCAUUCACAAUGCAGUUUAUUGAUAUUUCAAAAAGUGAGGCAGAAUUCAGUGAAGUCACAAUGUGGAAUAACUUUGAAAAGAUCCAUGACAAUCAUUGGAUAAUUCGUGGAACAUUUUCUCAAAAUGAUUCACAAUUUCCAGCUACUCAUCGAAAUAAUCAGGAUGUCCCGAAUUGUAUAUUGGCACUAGCAUUUAAACAGUUCUGCAAUGAUGAAGAAUGGAAUACAACAGUACUCGAUGUAAUUCUGAAGUUUGGCGACCGACUAUUCCGAAAAUCUCUUGCGAAGAAAUUGAGCACUGCAUCAGUUAAUCAUGAAGAUCUCAAAUUGAAAUUCUCUGAGUUGGAAUGUCCAAUAUUCAUCCGACCUUUCAUUAUCAAAUGCAGUGAGGAUAUGAUGCAUGAAGAUAUUAUUGUAAAGCAUAGUGACGAAUUUCCACUGGAAAAUUUCAAAAAAGUUAUAAACGAUUUCCUUACUGGUGAAGAAAAUACAGGAAUGCUAAUUUCAAAAAGUUACGCUGUCGCAAUUUGGAAAAAUAAUGAUGGAACAUUCUUAAUGUUUGAUCCUCAUGACAUCGGACCAGAUGGCCGAAGAAAAUUUGCUGGAUUGUCAAGUCUUCAAAGAUUCACGAACUCAUCUGAUCUUGUUGAGAUUUUCUGGAACAAUGUUAAAGAGUUUGAAGGAUUUAAUAAGUUCCAGUUAUUUAAAGUAAAAACUGAACUGAAUCAUUUUAAGGAUGGUGAGCAAGAUAUUUUUGAAAGUAUGGAGCAAGAAAUAGUUAAUCCUAAGUUCAAGAUGAUUGUUGGAAAGUCGGCUAGUCCAAAUACCACAAGUGUAGAAAUGACAAUUUGCUACGCAAUUGCUGCUCAUUGCUUAUGUCAAUCAUUAGACGCUGAAUAUUAUACAAGUGACAUAGUAGAUAGAAUUAUUAUGUUUGGAAAUGAACUGGUUUGUGAAUGCUGUACAAAUGAUGAAGUUUGCUUUAAAGACUUCAACUUAGACAAAUACUCAUCAUGCCCCGAUGAAAUUAAUUGGAAUUUUCAACUUAAUGACUGCUUUACAACAAUUCAAAUGGAUGUUUUUCGUCGUGGUGUUAUUACAACACAACCAUGUCCUUUGCCAAAUCUUAUUUUUGUGCUUGAAGAAUUCUUCGAUUUUCAUUGUUCGGGCUUGCUUGUUACAAAUGAGUUUAUUGCUUCACUCUGGAAGGAUAACAAUGAAUAUUACAUAUUUUAUUCGUGCCGAAUUGAUAAAAGUGGCAACAGAAGUGAUAGUAAUGGAAAUGUUGGACUCGUCAUAUUUAAAACAGUUCACGAUCUUUAUACAAAUAUCCUAAACAACAUAAGAUUUCAAGCAUCAUCCUUUGAAUUGAGAACUUGUAAUAUUAAAAUGGCUGAUAAUGUUGGAUAUUCUAAUCAAAAGACGUGUACGAAGAAGAACAACAUGAGGUGGAUGAAAAAUAUUGCAAAAGAGGAAAUUAUCAUGCCUGCAGUUUCAUUUAGAGAAGUUGAAAUUAAUGAAAAUUCAAUUGAUGCUUCAAAACAUUGCAAGCAGGAUAGAAAAGUUAUGAUUGAGAAUUUAAAGAGAUGCGGAAGCGAUAAAGGUUUUAUCAAGUUUUCUCGAGGUGGCUUUGUUUGUGGAAAAUUAUCCAAGAAUUCAAAAAGUCUUAAUGAAAUUUCAAGGAAGUUCCAUUCGCCAGCUAUAUGUUUAUAUUCAGCAGCAAUGCAUGAAGUUGUUAAUAUGAAUUGUUGGAAUAGUGAUGUCAUUGACUGCAUUAUAUUAUCAGGCAAUAGCCUAUAUGUUGAGUCAUCAAUAGUUUGUGGAACUUCUGAAGUGGACAUCACGUCAAUCGUGAGUCCAAUACUGAUAAACAAUCAUGAGCUAAUCGCUAAAGCUGAAUCAUGUCUUGAUUUUGCACUUGAAGAUUUAAAAAUUGCGCAUCUUAAGUCAAUUUUAUGUGAGCUUCUGUCAUGUUACAAUGCAUGUUACCUAUCAAAAGCAAGAAAUUUCUUCACAAUUGUGAAAUCUGAUAAGUUUUACUUCUUGUUUGAUCCUCUUGGGAUUGAAAUUCUUGGAAAGAAAAUGUCUCAACACCGAGCUGUACUAUACAGAUUUAGCGAAUUAGAUCAGCUCUUGGAACUGCUAUUAGAAUCAAUUGAAUGUUUAGAUGAAGAAAAGUUGAUUGACGAUGUCUACAAAUUAGGUGGAAUAUUGAUUUCAAUAAAUAAGAAGCUGACAAAAAAGAUUGUUAAAAAGCCAAGAAUGAUCAAGAAAAAAAUUGUGAAAUGUAUUGCAUUUAAUGUUCCAAGAACAAAUCGUAACAUGAUUCUUCGUAAGAUUCCUGAAAAAGAUCAACCUGUAUGCUGUGAAAGUAGAAACAUAAUUUGCUAAAUAAAACCAAAGAGACUGAACUUCGACAAUAAGC